GUAAAGCAUAGAAGGGGCAGAGGACCACGUUCGCUCCCUAUUCACUGCCGCCUCGUCCCUAUACCUCUCAUAUACAUCAUCCUGAGCGGUUCAUUCCCUGACAAACCCCUUCUAUCAUCGCACACCUCUGUCCUGAGUGCAAGGAUCUAUUGGUUCAUCCAUCCGUCCAUCCGUCCUCUCGCACUGUCUCCCCCAUUGCCUUGACCUCAUUCCGUCCCCAGGAGGACGCUUCUUCCCCGGCGGCUGAGCUCAGAGGUCCCCCCCUGAGAGACGACAUGGAGGAGAUCCAGAGGCAGCUGACUCAGCGGUAUGAAGGCGCCAAGCAUAGGAAGGUGCGGUUCAAGCUGGCGUCGUCGUACAGCGGCCGCGUGCUGAAGCACGUGUACGAGGACGGCCAGGAGGUGGACAGCCCCGAGGAGAAGUACCCCCACAGCUUCCUCCACCGCAAGCUCCCCCCCAGCCACCUGGAGCUGGAGCAGCUGUGUGGCUUCCAGGAGCCCCCCCCCGAGGACCAGCCGGGUGUGUACCCUCCCACCGGGGUGAUCGCCCAGCGCAUCAACGUCUACCGGGGGAUGGCUGGCUACAAGCCUGCUGUGUCCCAGGGCGACGGGACUCAGGGGGACCCCGAUUCCUCAGUGCUGGACUUUGGCAAGAUCAUCAUCUACACCAGCAACCUGCGCAUCAUCCGGGCCCCCCGGCAGAGGACCCCGGAUGCGGCCCCCCAGAGUAGCCCCGAGGCGCCACCGAGACGGGGCGGGGCCGGCCCGGAGCCCCGCCCCCACAGCAGCAGGAGGAGGAGAUCCAGGAGGUCUCCGUCGUCUCCCCGCGACGGGGGGGAGACGGAGAGGGGGAAGGAGAGGGGGUGUAUGUGUGUGUGUGUCCUGUGUGUGUGUGUGUGUGUGUGCGUGCAGGAGGUGGCCAGCGGCUGCCAGCAGUGCGGCGGCUCCGGCCGGGCGGCCUGCUCCCUGUGCCACGGCAGCAAGCUGUCCUCGCUGGCCAACCGCUUCCACGGGUCCAUCAGCGACCUGCGCUGCCAGGCCUGCUACCCCCACGGCCUGGAGCCCUGCCAGGCCUGCACCGCCACUGCCAAGUAGCA
Messenger RNA from Gadus morhua (Atlantic cod), 1096 nucleotides. RefSeq names its product glutaredoxin and cysteine rich domain containing 2 (gene grxcr2). The record is from RefSeq and is a predicted model, not a curated record. Lineage: Eukaryota; Metazoa; Chordata; Actinopteri; Gadiformes; Gadidae. The transcript is spliced from 5 exons. The coding region runs from base 276 to 1094 and encodes 272 amino acids. Gene Ontology annotation, biological process: sensory perception of sound.